Molecule: messenger RNA, 608 nt
Organism: Phaethon lepturus (White-tailed tropicbird)
Lineage: Eukaryota; Metazoa; Chordata; Aves; Phaethontiformes; Phaethontidae
Product: probable asparagine--tRNA ligase, mitochondrial
Exons: 6
Biological process (GO): asparaginyl-tRNA aminoacylation
Cellular component (GO): mitochondrion
Molecular function (GO): ATP binding; asparagine-tRNA ligase activity; nucleic acid binding
Source: RefSeq, a predicted model, not a curated record
CGGGUCCGCGAGGCGCUGAGGGCCCGGGAGUCGGCUGGCGAGGUUAAAGUGCAGGGCUGGGUCCGCUCUGUCCGAUCCCAGAAGGAAGUUUUGUUCCUGCAUAUAAAUGAUGGGAGUUCUCUGGAAAACCUCCAGGUGGUUGCUGAUCCUAGCCUGGAAAAUAGAGACCUCACUUUUGGAAGCGCAGUGGAAGUGCAAGGAAAACUGGUCAAAAGUCCUCAUAGGAUGCAAAACAUGGAGCUGAAAGCUGAAACCAUCCGUGUGGUGGGACCUUGUGAUGCUUGGUCAUUCCCCCUGAAAAUGAAGAGGAGGCACCCACUGGAGUAUGUCCGACAAUUCCCUCACCUCCGAUGCAGAAACAACACGAUCGGCUCCCUCUUGAGAAUCCGCAGUGAAGCCACUGCAGCCAUCCACUCAUUCUUUCAGGAUAAUGGCUACGUGCAUAUUCAUACCCCCAUAAUUACAUCAAAUGACUGUGAAGGUGCUGGGGAACUCUUUCAAAUUGAGAUGUCAAAUGAGGCAAGGGAAUCUGCGGAAAAGACCCAUUUCUUCAAUGUACCUGCCUUCCUGACAGUUUCUGGCCAGCUCCAUUUGGAAGUGAUGGCAGG